Messenger RNA from Chironomus riparius, 1747 nucleotides. Lineage: Eukaryota; Metazoa; Arthropoda; Insecta; Diptera; Chironomidae. The record is from the annotation of a GenBank genome assembly.
GUAUAAUCUCAUUAAACGAAGCGGAAAAUCUGUGGGAAAAUAGUAGUGAAAAUAAUUAGCAGGAAAAGUUUAUCGUUUACUGUUAUAAAUCAUCUAAGAUGUGCGACAGUAAUACUGAUCAACCCAACGAGUUUACAUCUCUAAAGCAAGAUAUGGCGAAGAACGAUCUCUCAGAAAAUUCAAAAGAGCAAGCAAAAAAGUCAGAAUGGAUUCAGAUUGCUUGCAGUUUAAUGGCAAAUGCUACAGUAUUAUCUUCAGGCAUGGGACUUGGAUUUCCAGCAAUUACACUUGAAGAGCUCAGAAGGGAAGAUAAUCCAAUGAGAUUGAAUGACGAGCAAGCUAGUUGGUUUGCGUCCUUGAAUACGCUUAUUUGUCCACUUGGGGGAAUCUUAUCAGCAACUAUUCUCGAUCAAAUCGGACGGCGUUUUACGCUUGUGCUUAUCAAUAUACUAGCGAUAAUUUCAUGGGGACUUAUGUAUUUUUCAUCACAAACUGACUUUGAUCAAAUGUUCUGGCAAAUUCUACUGGGUCGAUUUUUGAUAGGUGUUACGAUUGGCUUAUCUAGUUCACCCGCAGCAGUUUAUUCUGCAGAAAUAGCAACACCAAAAUUACGUGGUCGACUCACAACGUUUACUAGUUUGGCUAUUGCGGUUGGAAUUUUGAUGAUUUACACUUUGGGCUUUAUUUUUCCGGACGAUUGGCGAAAAGUUGCUGGAAUUUCAGCAAUAUUUAGCAUAUUUACACUGGGCCUCAUUUAUUUCAUGCCAGAAUCACCAUCGUGGCUCAUCAGUAGAGGACGCACGGAUGAAGCACGUAAAGCACUUGCUUAUAUACGAGCCAUUAAGCAUGAUGAAUUGUACACAAGUGAGAUAUUAAAUGAGGAAAUGCAGCGGUUUUAUGAUCAAAUCAAUUCACGAAAUAACUGUGAAAAUGAUAGCUUAUGGAGCAUUUUGAAGCGCCCGGAAAUUUAUAAACCGCUUGCCAUUAUCAAUGCAUUUUUCGCCUUCCAGCAAUUUUCCGGUACAUUUGUAGUUGUCGUAUAUGCAUCGCAAUUUGCAGAGGAGGCUGGUUCUGGAAUUGAUAAAUUUUUAUGUACCGUACUUAUAGGAAUUGCACGAGUUAUUGCUACAAUCAUUUUAGCAUACUUUAUAUUAGAUAGAUAUGGUAGAAAGCCACCAUCAAUUUUCUCUGGCAUAGGAAUGACAAUUUCUAUGCUAAUAUUGGCCGUCUAUUCAUCAUCAUUCGCCCAGAACUUGCCAUACGCCAAUUGGAUUUCAACAUUUUGUCUCCUCGCUUACAUUACAACGAGCACUUUUGGCUUCUUAACGAUCCCAUUUGCAAUGUUACCGGAGCUUUUUCCACAACGUGUACGCGGUGUAACAGCAGGCAUGACUGUUUGUGUCGCAUACUUUAUGUCAUUUAUCGCUAUUAAGUCAUAUCCAUCUAUGCUUGAUUUUAUGGGAAAUAAUGGAGUAUUUCUUCUUUAUUCAAUUGUAUCAUUGUUUGGUACGAUUUUCGUUUAUUUGCUUCUGCCCGAAACGAAAGGAAAGACACUGCAGGAAAUCGAAAACUUAUUCAAGCGACAGAUUUCAAAUUCAGCGGAAAAAGUAUAGCUAUAUAUGUUUUUGUGCAGAUCCUAGGGGAUUGCAGAAUAUCUGAAAUUGUCGAAACAAUUAUUAUUAUUUUUUUAGGAACUGAUAGUUAAGUUUUGAACCUAGUUAUAAAUUUGGAUACUCUUGGAUAUUCC